This is a messenger RNA of Cyprinodon tularosa, 1410 nucleotides long. RefSeq names its product mitochondrial carrier homolog 2 (gene mtch2). The transcript is spliced from 13 exons. Gene Ontology annotation, cellular component: mitochondrion; membrane. Lineage: Eukaryota; Metazoa; Chordata; Actinopteri; Cyprinodontiformes; Cyprinodontidae. The record is from RefSeq and is a predicted model, not a curated record. Gene Ontology annotation, biological process: positive regulation of apoptotic process. The coding region runs from base 74 to 979 and encodes 301 amino acids.
GAAGAAGAAGGAGGAGGAAAAAGAAGGCGAAGAAGAAGAACAAGAAGAAGAAGCCCUUCUGACAGUCCAAAAAAUGGCGGAUGCAUGCGGACAGAUCCUGGUGGGAUCAGGACUCACCGUCCUCUCUCACCCACUGAUGUACAUCAAAGUCCUCAUCCAGGUUGGACACGAGCCGCUGCCUCCCGCGCUGGGCAGGAACCUGUUCGGCAGACCGGUCCAGCAGCUGCCCGGCCUGUUCGCUUACGCAAAACACAUAAUCAAAAUUGAUGGGAAAACUGGUCUCUACAAAGGACUGGUUCCACGGCUCUGUGCUGGAGCCCUCGGCACAGUGGUCCACAGCAAGGCUCUGCAGAAAUGCCAGGAAAAGGACUUUCCUCAGGUAGUCGGGGGGCAGCAGAAAGCAGAGGAGGGUUCUCUUCUUCACGUUGUUAAUGAGACCACCAAAGAGAUGAUCGCCCGUUCCUGCGCCACUGUCAUCACACACCCGUUCCAUGUGAUCACUCUCAGAUGUAUGGUUCAGUUUAUUGGCAGAGAAACCAAAUACAGCUACAUGUUCGGCUCCAUCAUCACAGUCUACCGAGAAGAGGGAAUCUGGGGCUUCUUUGCUGGACUGAUCCCCCGCCUGCUGGCUGACAUCAUUUCCUUGUGGAUUUGUAACCUGCUGGCUCAUGCCCUCAACAAAUACGCCAUUGAUGACACGAUGAACCACAAGGGGGAGAUAAAGAGCGUCUCCACGGCGCUGACCGGGUUCUUGGCCAGCAUGGUCACCUACCCCCUUGUUCUGGCGUCCAACCUGAUGGCCGUCAAUGACUGCGGGCUGGCUGGAGGCAUGCCUCCGUACGCCCCCGCCUACCCCAGCUGGCUGGACUGCUUGGCCCACCUGAGGAGGGAGGGGAACACAGGAAGAGGCAACAGCUUGUUUUUCCGGAAGCUUCCAGCUGGAAAGAAGUACGCCGUUGACCAGAAGAGAUUUUUCUGAAGUCCUGAAGGAAGCUGGAGUUAGCUGUAAUAAUGAGAUGAAUCAACCCCCCCUUGGUCCAGACUAACCCUGUUAUUUUUGCACUGGUUUACUUUGGAUUCUGGCUUUAGGUUCUGUCCUCCUCUGACAUAAACAAGGUUAAUUAAACCCCUCAGAGGUUCUGCUGAGGGGCCGUUUGGCCCCAGGCUUAAAGAACUUCAUAACUCUGUGGUUUAAUAAUCAAGCCAUUCAAUUCCUCCAUGUUUUCUAAAGAUGAUCUGAUUCUGGGCUUUUCAGUCUGCAUAAUGUGUAAAUGAGAGCUGGUUGGUUCUGACGGGCUCCCUGGGGCCCCACUUUGUAAUCUUUCUUUUAAAAGCUGAACAUGUCUACCUGUGUACGGAUGUGAAGGAGAGCACAGCUGGAGGUGCUUGUAUAAAGUUCUGAUUGACCCA